UCCCAAUCCCUGAACCAAAAGUUACAAACACAGAGAUGGAGAAUCUUACAAACACAGAGAUGGAGAAUCAAAACACUGAUGGAACCCAGAACAACAAACCAUUUGUCAUCGAAAUCCCAUCAUUCCAAGAAGUGAUAGAGGGCAGUAAUAUCAAUUCCCAGCCCAAAACGACGCCGUCUCUCUUCCAGCCAUCCUCUUCUUUCUCUCAAGCUUUCAGUUUCAUCAAAAAAUCAGACCUUUACACUCCCCCACCUGCACCAGCACCUGCACCACCCCCUCCUGCUUCUUCCAGUGGAGGGAUUAAUUCGGAAGCUCCAGGUGCUGGUGCUGCUUCUUCUUCGGGUUCGGGGUAUGUUAGGCCAAGGGGGAAUAGUCGUAAUGCGAUUCUUGUGAGCAAUAGACAGAAGGGAAAUCCUUUGCUAAAACAUAUAAGAAACGUGAGAUGGGAGUUUGCCGAUAUCAAUUGUGAUUACUUGUUGGGGCAAAAUACUUGCGCUCUUUUUCUUAGUAUUCGCUAUCAUCUGCUUCAUCCCGAUUACCUGUAUUUUCGGAUCAGGGAAUUGCAAAAAAACUUCAAGCUUCGUGUUGUUUUAUGUCAUGUUGAUGUGGAAGAUGUGGUAAAGCCUUUACUUGAAAUUACCAAGACAGCUAUGCUUCAUGACUGUACACUUUUAUGUGCUUGGAGCUUGGAAGAAUGUGGCCGGUACUUGGAAACUUUAAAAGUCUAUGAAAACAAGCCUGCAGAUAUCAUUCAAGGUCAAAUGGACACAGACUAUACGUCACGGCUGACUGGUGCUCUGACAAGUAUCCGGCAUGUCAACAAGACAGAUGUGGUUACUCUUGGUUCUACAUUUGGGUCCCUUUCUCAUAUUAUGGAUGCAUCUAUGGAAGAUUUAGGUCGAUGUCCUGGAAUAGGGGAACGGAAGGUAAAACGCUUGUAUGAAACUUUUCAUGAACCAUUUAAGCGUGUGGUUUCCCAUAAAACAACUGUUUUGGCAACCCCAACACAGACCGCCCCUGUGUCUGAUGGGAAGGAAAAUGAAAAGCAUACAAAGGAUGCUAGCAAGCGCAAGCAGAAAGAACCUGAACUAACUGUCAAAUCAGCUUUGUUGGAAGCUUAUGUAAAAUAUUCAAGCAAAGUUGGUGCAAAGAAUAACAAUACAGAGCUUAAGGAAGGCGAAGCAUUAUCCAAAGAUAAAAUAUCUGUUGAUGAUCCUCCGAUUCAUGAAAGAACUUCUGAAACAGAUGCAUAAAAUUUUACAUUUAGAUGAGAUAGAGUUGCUUGAAAUAUUGCAGGUUUAUAUUCAGAUUAAUGGGCUGGUAGAUUAAUGGGCUUUUCAGUUCUGGAUAACCUACAUUUGUUCCUCUAAUGUGUAAAAAUUAAUUCUAAGUUCUGUCACAUGUUUUUAUUUUCUUUUUACGUGGUUAUAGAAAUAUGGUUUUGACGAUGA
Molecule: messenger RNA, 1451 nt
Organism: Daucus carota subsp. sativus
Lineage: Eukaryota; Viridiplantae; Streptophyta; Magnoliopsida; Apiales; Apiaceae
Product: DNA excision repair protein ERCC-1
Exons: 9
Coding region: 36-1253 (405 amino acids)
Biological process (GO): mitotic recombination; UV-damage excision repair
Cellular component (GO): nucleus; ERCC4-ERCC1 complex; nucleotide-excision repair factor 1 complex
Molecular function (GO): damaged DNA binding; single-stranded DNA binding
Source: RefSeq, a predicted model, not a curated record